AUGGCAGAAGCCUCCUGGGGCGCCGAUCCUUUGGAGCUCUACGGAGGAUUCCGCUCUCUAUCUUACAAGAAGGAAAGGAAAUUCCGCAGUUCGCUGGCAUACAAUGGCACAACAAGUUGGUUCAAUUUCUCUGCAGUCUGUAUCAUUGACGAUCCAAUCAAAUUGCGUGUCAUUUCUCAUAUUGGAUUCCCAAACGUGGACUGGAUAUUGCUACAAAAUGUUUACGGUUGGGCGGCUCAUCAGUAUCAGGCAUGGGCUCGCGGCACGCUGAAUGUCCAUUCACAAAGUCGGGAAUUUGUUAUUCUAAAUAUUCAGAAUAUUCUCGAGCUCUGGGUCGAUGAUGAACAUUAUUUCGGCGGGGAUUAUUACGGCUACGAACGAGCACCGAUUGUUUUAUCGCUCAAUCCUGGUCCCCAUCGGAUUGACGUGCGAUUAAUUUAUGACGUUCGGUUGAUGGGCGGAAUCAGCAACCCUACAAUGACCCUAAUUCUCGACGCCGAAAUUUCUGCUGGUGACCUAGCCGUGGUGGCAGAUCAUCUUCUAGCACCAGAUGUAGUUGACGAUAAAUUAUCAAGCCAUUUAGUUUCGGUUACUUUACGAAACGAAAGUCCAUACUGGCUCACUGUUCAGUGUGUCGAAUCUAUGACCAGCUCACUGCAAAUAUCACUACGUGAAAGAUCGCCCUUCCGACUGGCGCCGGGACAAUCCAGACCUCUGGCAUUUGAAAUACAUUUCAAUGGGCCCCUCGAAAAGGAUCUUUCUUUUCGAAUAGCAUAUCUGAAAGGAUCUGAACGGGCGAUACUAAAGUCGUCGCCGAUCACUCACAAGCUUUCUCAUAUUUCUCGGCUAGAUCCUCAUCGAAUUACGUUCUCUCAUCCCUCUGGGAUAGUAUCAUAUGCCAUUGUUCGAGCACCGAACUAUCAGUUGAACUGUUCACAGAGACGAUCAGCGUCUUUACCACUCAUACUCAGCUUACAUGGAGCAGGGGUAGAUAUCGCGAAAUCCGAGUUCUCUCACGUUUUUGACAAUUUAUCAGACAUUUGCGCCUGGCUUGUGAUGCCUUCAGGAGUCACCACUUGGAGCGGUGAUGAUUGGCACGCCUGGGGAUUGGCGGACGCUGAAGCCGCGAUUGGUGCUUUGUCUUCUUGGAUAGUUUCAGUUAGUUGGAACGGAUCUGGGGUUGAUGUCUCGAGAUGGCUAGUUAAUGGACAUUCAAAUGGAGGUCAAGGAACUUGGCAUGUGCUGACACAUCGACCCGACAAUAUUGUUGCUGCUGCACCACUAUCGGGAUAUACGUCGAUUGAAAACUAUGUACCAUAUCAAUUUUGGCAUGCUGCAGAUCCCCGCCUUAUGGCUUUGAUCUCAUCGGCUCUGAGCAGUUACAAACAUGAGCGAUUACUAGCAAAUCUCAAGGGUAUCCCGAUCAUGCAACAACAUGGAGGCCAGGAUGAUAAUGUGCCUGCCUAUCAUUCGCGACUUAUGCGACAGCUUUUGGAAGAACACCGCUGGUUUUCAUCUUACAUCGAACUUUCGAGGGAGGGUCAUUGGUUUGAAGGUAUUAUGACAACACCAGCUCUCAAAGAAUUCUACCAACACUAUCUUCACCCCUCGCACACCUCGCAUCUUUCACCGGGUAACUUCUCCAUAACUGUGGCUGAUCCAGGAGACAUGGGAUCGAGGCACGGCUUCCGGGUUGAACAGUUGCAGACCAUUGGGAAAUUCGGUCAUAUUAAAGUUGAUCUUCGUCUUGUCGAUCAGCUUUUGAUAAUUCGCACAACCAAUAUUCGGCGUUUCCGAUUUACUCCAAAAGGCUCCGGCCUCGAGGAAGCUGAAUUUAUUAUUGACGAUCAGAGCCUGCAUAUAAAUACCGGUCUAUGCGGAGAUGGAGGGGAUUCUUAUCUUUGGUUUUUGAGAAAGGACAAUAGUCCAUGGACGUUCUCUUGCUCCCCAAAUUGGACGUCCAGAGAGAGGCGGCCCCGCCAAAUGGGGGGGCUCCAUGCCAUUAUGAGGGCAAGACAACGCUUCAGAAUUAGUUCUCAUAGCCCGACUACUUAUAAGAUUGGUUUGCAAAUAUCUCGUAAUUUGUUCCAGUAUUUUGGAGCGGACACGGAGUUGGGAGAGUUUGGUUUCGAAACCUGGACCGAGAAUGGGAACUUGAUUCGCGUGGCGAUGGGUGUUGAUAGGUUUCCUAAACUAAACACUUAUCCAUUAAGACUUAGAGAGGGGAAAUACUUUUCGAUACAGUUCGAAAAAAGAGAAAUCAUGUACCUCUUGGAGGAAGGCAUGGGCGCUAUAUUCCUGUUGCCUUCAGGGAAUGAUACUCUCGAGCUCGUCAUCUGGGGCUUCGACGAAGAUGGUCUCCGCCGCGCCUCUCGUCUCUUCCCGACUCUGACCGGCGUCGGACAACCAGAUUUCAUCUUCUUGAGCAGGGAGUGCUCUUACAACGGCUUGGAUGGCAUCUUGGCUGCGGGUUUCUUUGGUAAUGAGUGGGAAAUAUCAACUGAAUCCUACUUUAAGUGA
Molecule: messenger RNA, 2520 nt
Organism: Xylona heveae TC161
Lineage: Eukaryota; Fungi; Ascomycota; Xylonomycetes; Xylonales; Xylonaceae
Product: alpha/beta-hydrolase
Exons: 7
Coding region: 1-2520 (839 amino acids)
Biological process (GO): proteolysis
Molecular function (GO): serine-type peptidase activity
Source: RefSeq, a predicted model, not a curated record